CUUUCAGGAAGAUGACAGAAUCAGGAGAAAGAUGCUGUUUUGCACUAUCUUGAUUUGUUACAGCAGCCAACUUAUUGGCAUGAUGGAGUGACAGGAAAAAACAGCUGGCAUGGAAGAUGAAAGAGAAGAUGUUCAAAAGAAAACAUUCACAAAAUGGAUAAAUGCACAAUUUUCUAAGUAUGGGAAGCAGCAUAUAGAGAACCUCUUCAGUGACCUGCAGGAUGGGAGACGCCUCCUAGACCUCCUUGAAGGCCUGACAGGACAAAAACUGCCAAAAGAAAAAGGAUCCACAAGAGUUCAUGCCCUGAACAAUGUCAACAAGGCACUGCGGGUCUUGCAAAACAAUAAUGUUGAUUUAGUGAAUAUCGGAAGCACUGACAUAGUAGAUGGAAAUCAUAAACUGACUCUUGGUUUGAUUUGGAAUAUAAUCCUCCACUGGCAGGUCAAAAAUGUAAUGAAAAAUAUCAUGGCUGGAUUGCAACAAACCAACAGUGAAAAGAUUCUCCUGAGCUGGGUCCGACAAUCAACUCGUAAUUAUCCACAGGUUAAUGUCAUCAACUUCACCACCAGCUGGUCUGAUGGCCUGGCUUUGAAUGCUCUCAUCCAUAGUCACAGGCCAGACUUGUUUGAUUGGAAUAGUGUGGUCUGCCAGCAGUCAGCCACACAACGACUGGAACAUGCAUUCAACAUUGCAAAAUAUCAAUUAGGCAUAGAAAAACUACUUGAUCCUGAAGAUGUUGCCACCACUUACCCAGAUAAGAAGUCCAUCUUAAUGUACAUCACAUCACUCUUCCAAGUUUUGCCUCAGCAAGUGAGCAUUGAAGCCAUCCAGGAAGUGGAAAUGUUGCCAAGGCCAUCUAAAGUGACUAAAGAAGAACAUUUUCAAUUACAUCAUCAAAUGCACUAUUCUCAACAGAUCACAGUCAGUCUAGCCCAGGGCUAUGAGCGAACUCCUUCCUCUCCCAAGCCUCGGUUCAAGAGCUAUGCCUACACACAGGCUGCUUAUGUCACCACCUCUGACCCCACACGGAGCCCAUUUCCUUCACAGCAUUUGGAAGCUCCUGAAGACAAGUCAUUUGGCAGUUCAUUGAUGGAGACUGAAGUAAACCUGGACCGUUACCAAACAGCUUUAGAAGAAGUACUCUCAUGGCUUCUUUCUGCUGAGGACACAUUGCAAGCACAAGGAGAGAUUUCUAAUGAUGUAGAAGAAGUGAAGGAACAAUUCCAUACUCAUGAGGGAUACAUGAUGGAUUUGACAGCCCACCAGGGACGGGUUGGCCAUGUUCUACAAUUGGGAAGUCAACUGAUUGGAACAGGGAAAUUAUCAGAAGAUGAAGAAGCUGAAGUACAAGAACAAAUGAAUCUCCUGAAUUCAAGAUGGGAAUGCCUCAGGGUAGCUAGCAUGGAAAAACAAAGCAAUUUACAUAAAGUUUUAAUGGAUCUUCAGAAUCAGAAGCUAAAAGAAUUAAAUGACUGGCUAACAAAAACAGAAGAGAGAACAAGGAAAAUGGAGGAAGAGCCCCUUGGACCUGAUCUUGAAGACCUAAAACGCCAAAUACAACAACAUAAGGUAUUGGGAGAUCGAUGGGCAAACAUCUGUAGGUGGACAGAAGACCGCUGGGUUCUCUUACAAGACAUCCUUCUCAAAUGGCAACGUUUUACUGAAGAACAGUGCCUUUUUAGUUCGUGGCUUUCAGAAAAAGAAGAUGCAGUGAACAAGAUUCCCACAACUGCCUUUAAGGAUCAAGAUGAAAUGUUAUCAAGUCUUCGAAAACUGGCUGUUUUGAAAGCAGAUCUGGAAAGGAAAAAGCAAAGCAUCGACAAACUCCGUUCACUCAACCAAGAUCUUCUUUCAACACUGAAAAAUAAGUCAGUGACCCAAAAGAUGGAAGCCUGGCUGGAAAACUUUGCAAAGAGUUGGGAUAAUUUAUCCCAAAAGCUUGAAAAGAGUUCAGCACAGAUUUCACAGGCUGUCACCACUACUCAGCCAUCACUAACACAGACAACUGUAAUGGAAACGGUAACUAUGGUGACCACAAGGGAACAAAUCCUGGUAAAGCAUGCUCAAGAGGAACUUCCACCACCACCUCCCCAAAAGAAGAGGCAGAUAACUGUGGAUUCUGAAAUUAGGAAAAGGUUGGAUGUCGAUAUAACUGAACUUCACAGUUGGAUUACUCGCUCAGAAGCUGUGUUGCAGAGUCCUGAAUUUGCAAUCUAUCGAAAGGAAGGCAACUUCUCAGACCUUAAAGAAAAAGUCAAUCAGCUAGUAAACAAGGGUGUUAAUGCUGACAGCAUCAAACAAGCCUCAGAACAACUGAACAGCCGGUGGAUCGAGUUCUGCCAGUUGCUAAGUGAGAGACUUAACUGGCUGGAGUAUCAGAACAACAUCAUCACUUUCUAUAAUCAGCUACAACAAUUGGAGCAGAUGACAACUACUGCUGAAAACUGGUUGAAAAUCCAACCCACCACCACAUCAGAGCCAACAGCAAUUAAAAGUCAGUUAAAAAUUUGUAAGGAUGAAGUCAACCGGCUGUCAGUUCUUCAACCUCAAAUCGAACGAUUAAAAAUUCAAAGCACAGCCCUGAAAGAGAAAGGACAAGGGCCCAUGUUCCUGGAUGCAGACUUUGUGGCCUUUACAAAUCAUUUUAACCAAGUUUUUUCUGAUGUGCAGGCCAGAGAGAAAGAGUUACAGACAAUUUUUGACGCGUUGCCACCCAUGCGCUAUCAGGAGACAAUGAGUACUAUCCGGACGUGGAUCCAGCAGUCAGAAACCAAACUUUCUAGACCUCAGCUUAGUGUCACUGACUAUGAAAUCAUGGAGCAGAGACUUGGCGAGUUGCAGGCUUUACAAAGUUCUCUGCAAGAACAAGAAAGUGGACUAAACUAUCUCAGCACCACUGUGAAAGAGAUAUCAAAGAAAGCUCCCUCUGAACUUAGCCAGAAAUAUCAAUCAGAAUUUGAAGAGAUCGAAGGACGCUGGAAGAAGCUCUCCUCUCAGCUGAUCGAACACUGUCAAAAGCUAGAGGAGCAAAUGAAUAAACUUCGAAAAAUUCAGAAUCACAUAAAAACCUUGAAGAAAUGGAUGGCCGAAGUUGAUGUUUUCCUGAAGGAAGAAUGGCCUGCCCUUGGGGAUUCAGAAAUUCUGAAAAAACAGCUGAAACAGUGCAGGCUUUUAGUCAAUGAUAUUCAGACAAUUCAGCCCAGUCUAAACAGUGUCAAUGAAGGUGGGCAGAAGAUAAAGAAUGAAGCAGAGCCAGAGUUUGCUUCCAGACUUGAAACAGAACUCAGAGAACUUAAUAUUCAGUGGGAUCACAUAUGCCGACAGGUCUAUGCCAGAAAGGAAGCCUUAAAGGCAGGUUUGGAUAAAACUGUAAGUCUUCAGAAAGAUCUAUCAGAGAUGCAUGAAUGGAUGACGCAAGCUGAAGAAGAAUAUCUUGAGAGAGAUUUUGAAUAUAAAACUCCAGAUGAAUUACAGAAAGCAGUUGAAGAGAUGAAGGAAGUUUGGGCAUGUUGGCAUGAAUUACUGUCAUACUUGGAGAAGGCAAACAAGUGGCUAAAUGAAGUAGAAAUCAAACUUAAAACCACUGAAAAUGUUCCUGCUGGAGCUGAGGAAAUCUCUGAGGUGCUAGAUUCACUUGAAAAUUUGAUGCAACAUUCAGAGGAUAACCCAAAUCAGAUUCGAAUACUGGCACAGACCCUAACAGAUGGCGGAGUCAUGGAUGAACUGAUCAAUGAGGAACUUGAGACGUUUAAUUCUCGUUGGAGGGAACUACAUGAAGAGGCCGUGAGGAGGCAAAAGUUGCUUGAACAGAGUAUCCAGUCUGCCCAGGAGAUGGAAAAAUCCUUACACUUAAUUCAGGAGUCCCUCACAUUCAUUGACAAGCAGUUGGCAGCUUACAUUGCCGACAAAGUGGACGCAGCUCAAAUGCCUCAGGAAGCCCAGAAAAUCCAAUCGGAUUUGACAAGUCAUGAGAUCAGUUUAGAAGAAAUGAAGAAACACAACCAGGGGAAGGAGGCUGCCCAAAGGGUCCUAUCCCAAAUUGAUGUUGCACAGAAAAAAUUGCAAGAUGUCUCCAUGAAGUUUCGAUUAUUCCAGAAACCGGCUAAUUUUGAGCAGCGACUACAAGAAAGUAAGAUGAUUUUAGACGAAGUGAAGAUGCACUUGCCUGCGUUGGAAACCAAAAGUGUUGAACAGGAAGUAGUACAGUCACAAUUAAAUCAUUGUGUGAACUUGUAUAAAAGUCUGAGUGAAGUGAAGUCUGAAGUGGAAAUGGUGAUAAAAACUGGACGUCAGAUUGUACAGAAAAAACAGACGGAAAAUCCCAAAGAGCUUGAUGAAAGAGUAACAGCUUUGAAAUUGCAUUAUAAUGAGCUGGGAGCGAAGGUAACAGAAAGGAAGCAACAGUUGGAGAAAUGCUUGAAAUUGUCCCGUAAGAUGCGAAAGGAAAUGAAUGCGUUGACAGAAUGGCUGGCAGCUACAGAUAUGGAAUUGACAAAGAGAUCAGCAGUUGAAGGAAUGCCUAGUAAUUUGGAUUCUGAAGUCGCCUGGGGAAAGGCUACUCAGAAAGAGAUUGAGAAACAGAAGGUUCACCUGAAGAGUGUCACAGAGCUAGGGGAGGCCUUAAAAACGGUUCUGGGCAAGAAGGAGACCUUGGUGGAAGAUAAACUCAGUCUUCUGAAUAGUAACUGGAUAGCUGUCACUUCCCGAGCAGAAGAGUGGUUAAACCUUUUGUUGGAAUACCAGAAACAUAUGGAAACCUUUGAUCAGAAUGUGAAUCACAUCACAAAGUGGAUCAUUCAGGCUGAUACACUUUUGGAUGAAUGUGAAAAAAAGAAACCUCAGCAAAAAGAAGAUGUUCUUAAGCGUUUAAAGGCCGAACUGAAUGACAUACGCCCAAAGGUGGAUUCUACACGUGACCAAGCAGCCAACUUGAUGGCAAACCGUGGAGAACACUGCAGGAAAGUAGUAGAGCCCCAAAUCUCAGAGCUCAACCAUCAAUUUGCAGCCAUUUCUCACAGAAUUAAGACUGGAAAGGCCUCCAUUCCUUUGAAGGAAUUGGAGCAGUUUAACUCAGAUAUACAAAAAUUGCUUGAACCACUGGAGGCUGAAAUUCAGCAGGGGGUGAAUCUGAAAGAGGAAGACUUCAAUAAAGAUAUGAAUGAAGACAAUGAGGGUACUGUAAAAGAAUUGUUGCAAAGAGGAGACAACUUACAACAAAGAAUCACAGAUGAGAGAAAGCGAGAGGAAAUAAAGAUAAAACAGCAGCUGUUACAGACAAAACAUAAUGCUCUCAAGGAUUUGAGGUCUCAAAGAAGAAAAAAGGCUCUAGAAAUUUCUCAUCAGUGGUAUCAGUACAAGAGGCAGGCUGAUGAUCUCCUGAAAUGCUUGGAUGACAUUGAAAAAAAAUUAGCCAGCCUACCUGAACCCAGAGAUGAAAGGAAAAUAAAGGAAAUUGAUCGUGAAUUGCAGAAGAAGAAAGAGGAGCUGAAUGCAGUGCGUAGGCAAGCUGAGGGCUUGUCUGAUGAUGGGGCCGCAAUGGCAGUGGAGCCAACUCAGAUCCAGCUCAGCAAGCGCUGGCGGGAAAUUGAGAGCAAAUUUGCUCAGUUUCGAAGACUCAACUUUGCACAAAUUCACACUGUUCGUGAAGAAACGAUGGUAGCAAUGACUGAAGACAUGCCUUUGGAAAUUUCUUAUGUGCCUUCUACUUACCUGACUGAGAUCACUCAUGUCUCACAAGCUCUAUCAGAAGUGGAACAACUUCUCAAUGCUCCUGACCUCUGUGCUAAAGAUUUUGAAGAUCUUUUUAAACAAGAGGAGUCGCUGAAGAAUAUAAAAGACAAUCUGCAACAAAUCUCAGGUCGGAUUGACGUUAUUCACAACAAGAAGACAGGAGCAUUGCAAAGUGCCACACCUGUGGAAAGGGCGAAGUUACAAGAAGCUCUCUCACAGCUUGAUUUCCAAUGGGAUAAAGUUAACAAAAUGUACAAGGACCGACAAGGCUGCUUACAUAAGUACUGUUUUCGCUGUAUACGGGAGUGGUCAAAAAUCAAAGCUGAGUGUCCACUAUAUAAGCAGCCCUUUGAUUCUAUUUUGCAUUCUGUGAGGGCAGAUGAUGGCUUCAAAGAGUAUGUCAUAAGGGCUUCAUAUGAUGGUUCUGCUGUUCGACAAUGUCGCUCCCACACAACUGUGACAAGGGAACGAAAUGUUUCUGUACCUAGUGGUACCGCGAACAGAAGAACAACUGCACCAGAUACUGGAGUUCUAUUUGAAAUGUUAGACAAUUCAACAAGAGCCUUUGACCAACACGCUAAUUAUGAUUACCCUGUGCCUUCAAAUGAAGAAGGCAGCCGUUCUGAUUCUUCAGUCAUAACAAUAUCUUCACAUGAGUAUGAGACCCAAGAGCCAGAUAUUGAUGUAGCCACUGUUAGUCAGGCACCAUGGGGUGAUGAAACACCGGGACAAUUUUACACAAGCUCAGAGCAGGAACUCCAGGAUGGCAUCAGGCAGCGGCAAACAGUUGUCAGAACAUUGAAUACAACUGGGGAAGAAAUAAUUCAGCAGUCCUCAAAAACAGAUGCCAAUAUUCUACAGGAAAAAUUGGGAAGCCUGAAUCUGAGGUGGCAGGAGGUCUGCAAACAGCUGGCAGAAAGAAAAAAGAGGCUAGAAGAACAAAAGAAUAUCUUGUCAGAAUUUCAAAGAGAUUUAAAUGAAUUUGUUUUAUGGUUGGAAGAAGCAGCUAACAUUACUAGUAUUCCACUUGAACCUGGAAAUGAGCAACAGCUAAAAGAAAAGCUUGAACAAGUCAAGUUACUGGUGGAAGAGUUGCCCCUGCGCCAGGGAAUUCUAAAACAAUUAAAUGAAACCGGAGGAACAGCACUUGUAAGUGCUCCCAUAAGCCCAGAAGAGCAGGAUAAACUUCAAAAUAAGCUCAAGUACACAAAUCUCCAGUGGAUAAAGGUUUCUAGGGCUUUACCUGAGAAACAAGUAGAAAUUGAAGCUCACAUAAAAGACCUUGGGCAGCUUGAGAAAAAGCUUGAAGACCUUGAAGAGCAGUUAAAUCAUCUGCUUCUGUGGCUGUCUCCUAUUAGGAAUCAGUUGGAAAUUUACAAUCAACCAAAUCAAACAGGACCAUUUGACAUUAAGGAAACUGAAGCAGCAGUUCAAGCUAAACAACCGGAUGUGGAAGGGAUUUUGUCUAAAGGGCAGCAUUUGUACAAGGAAACACCAGCCACUCAGCCAGUGAAGAGGAAGUUAGAAGAUCUGAGCUCUGAGUGGAAGGCGGUAAACCAUUUACUUCAAGAGCUGAGGGCAAAGCAGCCUGACCUAGCUCCUGGACUGCCCACUGUUGGAGCCUCUCCUAGUCAGACUGUUACUCUGGUGACACAACCUGUGGUUACCAAGGAAACUGCCAUCUCCAAACUAGAAAUGCCAUCUUCCUUGCUGUUGGAGGUACCGGCUCUGGCAGAUUUCAACCGGGCUUGGAUAGACCUUACCGACUGGCUUUCUCUGCUUGAUGGAGUCAUAAAAUCACAGAGGGUGAUGGUGGGUGACCUUGAAGAUAUCAACGAGAUGAUCAUCAAGCAGAAGGCAACGCUGCAGGAUUUGGAACAGAGGCGCCCCCAGUUGGAAGAACUUAUUACUGCUGCCCAGAAUUUGAAAAACAAAACCAGCAAUCAAGAGGCUAGAACAAUCAUUACGGAUAGAAUUGAAAUAAUUCAAAAUCAGUGGGAUGAAGUACAGGAAUACCUUCAGAACCGGAGGCAACAGUUGAAUGAAAUGUUAAAGGAUUCAACACAAUGGCUGGAAGCUAAGGAAGAAGCUGAACAGGUCUUAGGACAGGCCAGAGCCAAGCUUGAGUCAUGGAAGGAGGGUCCCUACAAAAUGGAUGCAGUCCAAGAGAAAAUCACAGAAACCAAGCAGUUGGCCAAAGACCUCCGCCAGUGGCAGAUAAAUAUAGAUGUGGCAAAUGACUUGGCCCAGAAACUUCUCCGGGAUUAUUCUGCAGAUGAUACCAGAAAAGUAAACAUGAUAACAGAGAACAUCAAUGCCUCUUGGGGAAGCAUCCGUAAAAGAGUGAAUGAGCGAGAGGCUGCUUUGGAAGAAACUCAUAGAUUACUGCAACAGUUCCCCCUGGACCUGGAAAAGUUUCUUGCCUGGCUUACAGAAGCUGAAACAACUGCCAAUGUCCUACAGGAUGCUACCCAUAAGGAGAGACUCCUAGAAGACUCCAAGGGAGUACGAGAGCUGAUGAAACAAUGGAAAGACCUUCAAGGAGAAAUCGAAGCUCACACGGAUAUCUAUCACAACCUGGAUGAAAAUGGCCAAAAAAUCCUGAGAUCUCUAGAAGGUUCUGAUGAUGCAGUCCUGUUACAAAGACGUUUGGACAACAUGAACUUCAAGUGGAGUGAGCUUCGGAAGAAGUCUCUCAACAUUAGGUCCCAUUUGGAAGCCAGUUCUGACCAGUGGAAGCGUCUGCACCUUUCUCUUCAGGAGCUUCUAGUGUGGCUACAGCUGAAAGAUGAUGAAUUAAGCCGGCAGGCACCUAUUGGAGGAGAUUUUCCAGCAGUUCAGAAGCAGAAUGAUGUACACAGGGCCUUCAGGAGGGAAUUGAAAACUAAAGAACCUGUAAUCAUGAGUACUCUUGAGACUGUACGGAUAUUUCUGACAGAGCAGCCUUUGGAAGGACUAGAGAAACUCUACCAGGAGCCCAGAGAGCUGCCUCCUGAGGAGAGAGCCCAGAAUGUCACCCGGCUCCUACGAAAGCAGGCUGAGGAGGUCAAUACUGAGUGGGAAAAAUUGAACCUGCACUCAGCUGACUGGCAGAGAAAAAUAGAUGAGGCUCUUGGAAGACUUCAGGAACUUCAAGAGGCAACAGAUGAGCUGGACCUCAAGCUGCGCCAAGCUGAGGUGAUCAAGGGAUCCUGGCAGCCCGUGGGUGAUCUCCUCAUUGACUCUCUCCAAGAUCACCUCGAAAAAGUCAAGGCACUUCGAGGAGAAAUUGCGCCUCUUAAAGAGAAGGUAGGCCACGUCAAUGACCUUGCUCGCCAACUCACUACGUUGGGCAUUCAGCUCUCACCAUAUAACCUCACCACUUUGGAAGAUCUGAACACCAGGUGGAAGCUUCUGCAGGUGGCUGUCGAAGACCGUGUCAGGCAGCUGCAUGAAGCCCACAGGGACUUUGGCCCAGCGUCCCAGCAUUUCCUUUCCACUUCUGUCCAGGGUCCCUGGGAGAGAGCCAUCUCGCCAAACAAAGUGCCCUACUAUAUCAACCACGAGACCCAAACAACUUGCUGGGACCAUCCCAAAAUGACAGAGCUCUACCAGUCUUUAGCUGACCUGAAUAAUGUCAGGUUCUCAGCUUAUAGGACUGCCAUGAAACUCCGAAGACUGCAGAAGGCCCUUUGCUUGGAUCUCCUGAGCCUGUCAGCUGCAUGCGAUGCCUUGGACCAGCACAACCUCAAGCAAAAUGACCAGCCCAUGGAUAUCCUGCAGAUCAUUAAUUGUUUGACCACUGUUUAUGAUCGCCUAGAGCAAGAGCACAACAAUUUGGUCAACGUCCCUCUCUGCGUGGAUAUGUGUCUCAACUGGCUGCUGAAUGUUUAUGAUACGGGACGAACAGGAAGGAUCCGUGUCCUAUCUUUUAAAACUGGCAUCAUUUCUCUGUGUAAAGCACAUUUGGAAGAUAAGUACAGAUACCUUUUCAAGCAAGUGGCAAGUUCAACAGGAUUUUGUGACCAGCGCAGGCUGGGCCUUCUUCUGCAUGAUUCUAUUCAAAUCCCAAGACAGUUGGGUGAAGUUGCAUCCUUUGGGGGCAGUAACAUUGAGCCGAGCGUCAGGAGCUGCUUCCAAUUUGCUAAUAAUAAGCCCGAGAUUGAAGCGGCCCUCUUCCUAGACUGGAUGAGACUGGAGCCCCAGUCCAUGGUGUGGCUGCCCGUCCUGCAUAGAGUGGCUGCUGCAGAAACUGCCAAGCAUCAGGCCAAGUGUAACAUCUGCAAGGAGUGCCCAAUCAUUGGAUUCAGGUACAGAAGUCUGAAGCACUUUAAUUAUGACAUCUGCCAAAGCUGCUUCUUUUCUGGUCGAGUUGCGAAAGGUCAUAAAAUGCACUAUCCCAUGGUGGAAUAUUGCACUCCGACUACAUCAGGAGAAGACGUUCGAGACUUUGCCAAGGUACUAAAAAACAAAUUUCGAACCAAAAGGUAUUUUGCGAAGCAUCCCCGAAUGGGCUACCUGCCAGUGCAGACUGUCUUAGAGGGGGACAACAUGGAAACUCCCGUUACUCUGAUCAACUUCUGGCCGGUAGAUUCUGCGCCUGCCUCGUCCCCUCAGCUUUCACACGAUGAUACUCAUUCACGCAUUGAGCAUUAUGCUAGCAGGCUAGCAGAAAUGGAAAACAGCAAUGGAUCUUAUCUAAAUGAUAGCAUCUCUCCUAAUGAGAGCAUAGAUGAUGAACAUUUGUUAAUCCAGCAUUACUGCCAAAGUUUGAACCAGGACUCCCCCCUGAGCCAGCCUCGUAGUCCUGCCCAGAUCUUGAUUUCCUUAGAGAGUGAGGAAAGAGGGGAGCUAGAGAGAAUCCUAGCAGAUCUUGAGGAAGAAAACAGGAAUCUGCAAGCAGAAUAUGAUCGUCUAAAGCAGCAGCAUGAACAUAAAGGCCUGUCCCCACUGCCGUCCCCUCCUGAAAUGAUGCCCACCUCUCCCCAGAGUCCUCGGGAUGCUGAGCUCAUUGCAGAGGCCAAGCUACUGCGUCAACACAAAGGCCGCCUGGAAGCCAGGAUGCAAAUCCUGGAAGACCACAAUAAACAGCUGGAGUCACAGUUACACAGGCUAAGACAGCUGCUGGAGCAACCCCAGGCAGAAGCCAAGGUGAAUGGUACAACGGUGUCCUCUCCUUCUACCUCUCUACAGAGGUCAGACAGCAGUCAGCCCAUGCUGCUCCGCGUGGUUGGCAGUCAAACUUCAGAAUCCAUGGGCGAGGAAGAUCUUCUCAGUCCUCCUCAAGACACAAGCACAGGGUUAGAGGAAGUGAUGGAGCAACUCAACAACUCCUUCCCUAGUUCGAGAGGAAGAAAUACCCCUGGAAAGCCAAUGAGAGAGGACACAAUGUAGGAAGCCUUUUCCACAUGGCAGAUGAUUUGGGCAGAGCGAUGGAGUCCUUAGUUUCAGUCAUGACAGAUGAAGAAGGAGCAGAAUAAAUGUUUUACAACUCCUGAUUCCCGCAUGGUUUUUAUAAUAUUCAUACAACAAAGAGGAUUAGACAGUAAGAGUUUACAAGAAAUAAAAUCUAUAUUUUUGUGAAGGGUAGUGGUACUAUACUGUAGAUUUCAGUAGUUUCUAAGUCUGUUAUUGUUUUGUUAACAAUGGCAGGUUUUACACGUCUAUGCAAUUGUACAAAAAAAGUUGUAAGAAAACUACAUGUAAAAUCUUGAUAGCUAAAUAACUUGCCAUUUCUUUAUAUGGAACGCAUUUUGGGUUGUUUAAAAAUUUAUAACAGUUAUAAAGAAAGAUUGUAAACUAAAGUGUGCUUUAUAAAAAAAAGUUGUUUAUAAAAACCCCUAAAAACAAACACAUGCACACACACACAAACACACACAAACACAAACUUUGAGGCAGCGCAUUGUUUUGCAUCCUUUUAGCGUGAUAUCCAUAUGAAAUUCAUGGCUUU
This is a messenger RNA of Propithecus coquereli (Coquerel's sifaka), 11660 nucleotides long. RefSeq names its product dystrophin (gene DMD). The transcript is spliced from 78 exons. Gene Ontology annotation, molecular function: zinc ion binding; protein binding. The coding region runs from base 110 to 11104 and encodes 3664 amino acids. NCBI's taxonomy places the organism in Eukaryota, Metazoa, Chordata, Mammalia, Primates, Indriidae. The record is from RefSeq and is a predicted model, not a curated record. Gene Ontology annotation, biological process: synaptic signaling. Gene Ontology annotation, cellular component: plasma membrane.